AUGUCUAACCAAGUGGGGGCCGGUGGCUCGAUCACGAUCUCGUCGGGCAACGGCGCAUCUGGUACGGGCGGCUCGGUUGCGAUCACAGCUGGGCUCUCGGCUUUGAAUUUGGGCGGCGCCAUCACGGUCAAGUCGGGUGUCGGGACGGCCACUAGCAGCGGACACGUUGCAUUGGCCUCGGCGGCUGGCGGUACUGCUGGUGUGUCUGGCUAUCUCAGCUUGAGCACGGGCACAGCGGGGUCGGGGUCGUCUGGCAACAUCGCGCUUGGCUCUGGCACUGCGAAUGGUGGUGCUGGCGGGUCUGUGGCUGUCACUGUGGGCAGCGGCACGCUUGGUGCUGGUGGCAGGUAUCUCGCUCUUGGCGGGUACUACUACGGGCACUGGGGUGACUGCUGUGGGCGGCAGCAUCUCGUUGACGGCUGGUACUGGUAG
This is a messenger RNA of Saprolegnia parasitica CBS 223.65, 432 nucleotides long. RefSeq lists its product as hypothetical. NCBI's taxonomy places the organism in Eukaryota, Oomycota, Saprolegniomycetes, Saprolegniales, Saprolegniaceae. The record is from RefSeq and is a predicted model, not a curated record. Bases 1 to 432 code for a protein of 143 amino acids. The transcript has a single exon.